UGUGGGACAUUUCUGUAGAAGUCAACAUGGAUACUAAACUUGUCUUAAUUCUUUCCUUGUGCGCGUGUUUGGUACACUGCCAGACACCGAAGUGUAACGACAUUGACACCCAAGCCUGUCAUCUUUUGGCGGCCAACAAGCCGGACCUGUGUCAGGAUGCUUACCUCAGUAAAACAGCAUGCCCGAGAUUCUGCAAGCUUUGCCCAAUUGAGUGCCAUCAGUGUAAUGCCACGGUCCUCGACUACAACGAGUGUAACACCACCAUGCUAUGUGCUCCUGGAGAGAUUUGCAUGCUGAAGGAGCUGAAAUCCUGGCAGGACGGACACCAUGAGUACGAGAUGACGUGUACAGCCACCCAGUCUUGUGACGGCGGAUCAGACCUCGUCAUACCGUUCGGCAAACGAGACUUGAAGUCACGUGACCUGUCCGUCACGUGCUGUGACAAAGACUUGUGCAACUAUCCGAGUGGCGCCACUCCCACGCAACAUUCAACGGGUUGCCCGAAAGACGUCGUGUUCUUAAUAGACGAGAGCUCUACCCUGCUACAGACCGACCACCAGGCCAUCGUGCGAUCCCUGACGGACGUGGCCCGGGCGCUCAACAUCGGACCCACGGAGUACCAGGUCGGUCUGUACGGCUACAGUAAUCAUCCGACGGAAAAGUUCGACCUCGACGCCAAUACUUAUCAAAACGAACUCGUGCAGAGCAUACAACAAGCUGAUUUGCUUCAGCGUAACCACUUUGCGUCCGACGCGUCGGCAGCUGUUGAAUACCUCGUAAGUACAGCCCUCACACCGCAGCAUGGAGACAGGGCCGGCUACCCAGACUCUGUGGUGAUAAUAACAGACCCCAACUCCUCCCGAAGAACACAUCUCACCGCGCUUGACCGCUUUACGCUCGAGAACCGCGCCUCUAACAUAAUGGUGGUGAGCGUUGGAGGUUCCGGAAUUCUGUCAUCUCCACUGGAGGUAUUGGGGGGUACCAUCGACCAUGUGCACAGCUCACUGACCAUGGACAAGGAACUGACGCCUAAACUGCUCGCCUUUCUACAGCACUGUUAGUCACAUGACGUGAGAGUUGAGCUAAUUCAGUAAU
Mya arenaria is the source of this 1095-nucleotide messenger RNA. RefSeq names its product vitrin-like. The transcript has 6 exons. The record is from RefSeq and is a predicted model, not a curated record. NCBI's taxonomy places the organism in Eukaryota, Metazoa, Mollusca, Bivalvia, Myida, Myidae. Bases 27 to 1061 code for a protein of 344 amino acids.